AUGCCACUAUGUCACUGUGCUGCAAGACACAAUGACUCCGAUGGAGACUGGGUCCACCCUGGCAGUAGUGGACUCAAGAUUUUCCUCCAUUGGAGCAAUGGGGGUGAGCAGUAUGUCACCUACAACCAGGGCACCAUGACCGCAGAGGAAGUCUGCAUCCACAUUGCAAAGAAAGUGGGGAUCACCCCACUCUGCUACAAUCUCUUUGCAUUAUAUGAUACCCAGGCCCAAAUCUGGCUGCCUCCUAACCACCUUUUUGAGGUCACCAAGGACACCAACCUGACCCUGCAGUUUCGAAUAAGGUAUUACUUCCGAAACUGGCAUGGUUUGAACACUCAGGAGCCAGCUGUAUACCGAAGCAUGACUAGAAAUGUUGAGGUCUCUGAAGAUAAGAUCCAAAUGGGACAGGGGUGUGCUUUGCUGGACAAAGCCUCCUUCGAGUAUCUCUUUGAACAGGGAAAGUUUGAGUUUGUCAAUGAUGUUGCCUCACUUUGGGACCUACACAGUGAAGCAGAGAUACAUCACUUCAAGAAUGAGAGCCUUGGCAUGGCUGUGCUGCACCUUUCCCACCUUGCCCUGCAGCAUGGUGUCCCCCUGGAAGAGGUGGUGAGGAAGACCAGCUUCAAAGACUGCAUCCCACGAUCCUUCAGUCGACAAAUCCAACAGAACAAUUUCCUGACUAAAUUCCGCCUGAGGACUGUCUUCCAGAAGUUUACGCGGCGAUUCCAUCUGCAGACAGUGGGUCCAGGGCGUCUUAGUGAGCAGGACAUUAUGUUCAAAUACCUGGCUACUCUGGAGCAGCUAGCCCCACGAUUUGGUGCUGAGCGAUUUCUUGCCCUGACCUUAGCAUUACCUACAGAGGCUGAAAGGGAGCUGUGCUAUGUCAACAGCAGUGGACAAACACCUGCCGUUCCAGCAGGAGCCACUCUCUCCCUUGAUGCUCAGGCUCCUACCCAUGAAGUUCUAGUAAUGGGUACAAAUGGUAUCCAUUGGAGGCUUCUUCAAGGCAAGGACUCUGAAUUGGAAAUUAACCGCCCCCGAAGCUCCUUUGGUAAGAAGUCCAAGGCCUGGCAGGCAGAGAGCCAGAAGCAGAGCCAACUGCCCACUGAAAAGAAAGACCCUUCCUGGACAUAUUUUUGUGACUUCCAAGAUAUCACUCAUGUUGUGGUCAAGGAGAACAACGUCAGCAUCCAUCGUCAAGACAACAAGUGCCUGGAACUGACUCUCCCUUCACCUAUGGUGGCUCUUUCCCUGGUAUCCCUGAUAGAUGGCUACUUCAGACUGACAGCAGACUCCAGCCACUACCUGUGCCAUGACGUGGCCCCCCCCAGACUGGUGAUGAGCAUUCAGAAUGGCAUCCAUGGGCCCCUGCAGGAGACUUAUGUAUUGUCCAAACUGAAGCGGGAGGAAGUAGAAGAUGGUCUCUACCUUAUCCGCUGGAGUUCCUUUGACUUCCACCGCCUCAUCCUGACUGUGGCCCGGAAGGACCAGGGACAGGGUCUCCGUUACAAACAGUUCCGUAUUGAAGAGCGGGGCCUGACAUUCCAGCUAGAAGGCUGGGAUCAAACCUUUUCCAGCGUUCGUGAGCUCACAACCGCCUUGCAGGGCUGCACACUUCGAUCCAGCUCUGGCUCUGGUCCUGGAUCCAGCCUAGAAAGCUUCACCCUCAGCAAAUGUUGCCUUCCUCGAGCAGGAGAAAUCUCCAACCUGAUCAUCACUCGGCAUCGUCCUAAGGAGGGCCCCAAACCACUCAACUUAUCCCAGCUCAGCUUCUACCAGAUCCGAAAGGAUGAAAUCACUCAGUUGGCUCACCUGGGCCAGGGUACCCGGACGAAUAUUUAUGAGGGACUCCUGCAUGUGGGGGGUGGAAUGGAAGCUGAAGAUGAAGAAGAAGAAAACACUCCCUCAGAACCCAACAACAACCAUCGGGAGCUUCGAGUAGUAUUGAAAGUGCUGGACCCGAGUCACCGUGAUAUUGCCCUGGCAUUUUUUGAGACAGCCAGCCUAAUGAGCCAGGUCUCCCACAUCCACCUGGCCUUCGUCCAUGGUGUUUGUGUCCGAGGCUCUGAGAAUAUCAUGGUGGCAGAAUAUGUAGAGCAUGGACCAUUGGAUGUAUGUCUCCGCCGGGAGAAGGGCCAUGUGCCUGUGGCCUGGAAGAUUACUGUGGCCCAGCAGCUUGCCAGUGCUCUCAGCUACCUAGAGGAUAAAAACCUGGUUCAUGGUAAUGUCUGUGCCAAGAACAUCCUGUUGGCAAGGCGUGGCCUUGGGGAUGGCACUCAACCCUUCAUCAAGCUCAGUGAUCCUGGAGUCAGCGUCACUGCUCUCUCCAGGGAGGAAAGGGUAGAGCGAAUUCCCUGGAUCGCUCCUGAGUGUGUACCCAGUGGGACUGGCCUCAGUACAGCUGCUGACAAGUGGAGCUUUGGAACAACCCUUCUAGAGAUCUGCUUUGAUGGAGAAGCACCCCUCCAGGGUCGUACCCCUUCUGAGAAGGAGCGCUUUUAUGAGAAAAAGCAUCGACUCCAGGAGCCCUCAUGCAAGGAGUUGGCCACACUCAUCAGCCAGUGCCUUACCUAUGAGGCCAACCAGCGACCUUCCUUCCGAACCAUCCUUCGUGACCUCACUCAACUGCAGCCCCAAAAUCUCAUUAACAUCACCACUAUGAGCCCAGAGUUCCCAGCCUCAGACCCCACCGUUUUUCAGAAGCGCUACCUAAAGAAGAUCCGAGACCUGGGAGAGGGCCACUUUGGCAAAGUGAGCCUCUAUUGCUAUGACCCAACUAAUGAUGGGACAGGUGAGAUGGUGGCUGUGAAGUCUCUCAAGGCAGGCUGCAGUUCCCAACUCUUAAGCAGCUGGCAACGGGAGAUUGAGAUCCUUCGGACACUCUACCAUGAACACAUCGUCAAGUACAAGGGCUGCUGCAGUGACCAAGGGGAGAAGAUUGUCCAGCUGAUCAUGGAGUAUGUGCCAUUGGGCAGCUUGAGGGACUACCUGCCCAAACAUAGUUUGGGGCUGGCCCAGAUUCUGCUGUUUGCUCAGCAGAUCUGUGAGGGCAUGGCCUACCUCCAUUCCCAACACUACAUCCAUCGAGACCUGGCAGCCCGAAAUGUCCUUCUGGAGAAUGACAACAUUAUCAAGAUUGGGGACUUUGGCCUGGCCAAGGCUGUGCCAGAGGGCCGUGAUUACUACUGUGUCCGGGAAGAUGGAGACAGCCCUGUCUUCUGGUAUGCCAUGGAGUGUCUCAAGGAAUCUAAGUUCUACUAUGCUUCAGAUGUCUGGUCCUUUGGGGUCACCCUCUAUGAGCUGCUGACCCGCUGUGACUACAAUCAGAGUCCCCCCUUGAAAUUCAUUGAAAUGAUUGGGGUCACCCAGGGCCAGAUGACUGUGCUGAGGCUUAUUGACUUGCUAGAGAGAGGUCAGAGACUGCCUUGUCCCAAGGAUUGUCCCUCUGAGAUCUAUGCCCUCAUGAAGAGUUGCUGGGAAUCUGAGGCCUCCUUUCGCCCAACCUUUGAGAAGCUUGUUCCCAUCCUCAAGACAUUCCAUGAGAAGUACAGAAGUCAAGCUCCCUCUGUGUUUAGUGUAUGCUGAAGGAGGGGCCUCCAGCAACUGUAGCCAAGCCGGGUUCAUCUGAUACCCUAUAGCAGUGGAAGAUCUGAUUGGGGCCCCACUGUUAGGCCCCUCAGUGAUUGUCUUCUCCUCCUCACACCAUCCCCACUCUGGGGAGGGGAGAUUGAGGCCAUAUUUAACCCCUUGGAACUCAUGGGGAAGAGCCAAUUGGUGCCAUCCACAGCUUUUUUUUCUCCAAUGCCAUGUGGUGCCCAGGGGUGAUAUGGCUGGGGCUGCCUAGCUACCCAUCCAACACCUUCAAGUUUGAAACCUUGAAAAUGAGACACCAACUAAGGGAGGGACCUAACACUGUGAUUUCUGCCAGCCCCUCCCUCAAAGCUGGCAAUGAGGGAUCAGCCAUCUGUUUACUCCCCAUAGGCAGUCACUGCCUUGUGCCUUGCCCUAGGCCCCCCCAUUUCCCAGAAACACACCUCUGCCCCUCCCUUCACCAUCUCAGGACCAAUGAGGGGAAAACAUGAUAUUGUUGCCUUUUCUCCAAGAGACCUUUAACCCUUUUCUGCCUUUAUUCUUUCCCCUUUUUCUUCUCCUGUCUACACCAGGGUCCAUUUCAGAUAGGGAAGGACUGAGAGUAGAAACCUGAGCAUAAUGGAGAAUCUUUAGGGUGUACCUUUGCUAGGUCCUCUGUCUUCUCCACUGUACCUUCAUCCCCAGGUCAGGUGCCUUCCCCCAAUACGUAUACUCUUAGUGCCCAGGUUUACCCACAAGUAAACUCAUGUUCCUUCUGCGGAAAACAAGCUUCAUCUGUGUAGGGAGGUGUUAAGGGUCCUUUUUGAGCUAGGCAAGGUUGACCCAGGAAAAAAUGCUACAGAUCCUGGUCUUAAGGAUCAGCCAUAGGAAGUCACAGAUAAAUGUUCCUGUUUUCAAAAGUUAAAAGAUAGGACCUACCCCCUCCCUGGGGUCAGGCACCCAGGCUAGAUGAGGCAGAAUGGGCUUUAAGUCUUGAGCUCCAUUUUCCCUUUUCCCUUAACCACAUGGGACUAUCUCCUAUCUCUCCCUCUCCCUGUCUCUCUUCCAUUCCCUUCCCCCAUACUGAGUCUCCUGGGCUCUAAAGUGAAUCCAGACUGGGUGUGGAUGGGAGUGUACUUAGUCAUCAAAGUAUCACUUCCUUUCUCUAAGAAACACUGCCAUCUCCUUUUCAUUUCCCAUUCAAGUCCAGCAGGCCUUCUUUCUGUAAAUUCAGCUUCUUUGAGAUUCUUUAACCCCAGUUACUGGUCAGGUUUGGAUCUGGAGCCCUAGCAACUCACACUCAGAAAAGAGUGAUUGUGUUGUGUGUCUGUGUUUGAAAGAGGACUCCCUAAAUCUUGAAAGCAAGGUCUUUGUCCUCUCUUGCCCACAGCCCAGUACUUACCAGAGCUUCAUACUCAAGAAGCCUUCUGGGAGUGCUGGUGGGCAAGGAAGAGGAACAGCAGGUAGUUCCCCACGAUAGGAUCCUCUAGAGGUGAUGAAUGAUAUGCAGAUGAUAUAUAGAUUGCCCCAUAGCAUAAUGCUUGAGUGUUAAGGGUAAUAGAUUUAUUGCCAAGGCAAAGAUUUAAUUAAUAAAAAGGAAGAAGCUUCUGGGCACCAUCCAAGUGGAUGGGACUGAAGAGGCAACUGCCUUUAUUUACAAUUGGAUACUCACACUGGGCAAAGUUCAGUGCCUCAUUCCAGCUUUUGGAUACUCUAAUACUUAUAUAGAGAGACAGAUAUGCAUCCAUAUAGAUAUAUACACAGACUUUCCAAAGGACCCCAUCCAUCCCUCCCACAGUAACUGGUAGGGAAACACAAUUGGGGCAGUAACUACCACCAGGAAAAGAAGGGAAGUUGGAAGUGGUAGCUGGAAUGUCUCUGAGCUGGACACUCGAAUGUGGUUCAGUGGAACGUCUACAAUGAGGACUGUGUGGCCAACAGCCUGAACAAUAUUGAAGGAGGGACUAUGUAUGGGAUCAAAUAGACUUUAAGUUCAUACUCUACACCAUUCUGGAGUCAUCCAGGCCUUCCCUCAGUCCAGGAGCUUCAGUCUCAAUCAGUGCAAUGGAAAGUUGGAUUUGGAGUCCAGAGUAGUGGAUUAAAAAAUCCCAGCUCUGCUACCUCCUAUGUGUGUUACCUUAGGCAAAGCCUUAAGGUAAGCCUCUUUGAACUUCAGAUUUCUCAUCUAUUAAAUGGUUGAUUAGAUGAACUUGAAGGAAGAACGAGAAGAAACUUCUAGUUCUAAAUCUGAUCCUGUUGUAAGGAGCCUACCCUAUUGGACUUCAACAAAGCUGAAGGUUGGAAGCUGGGUAAGACAGGAACAUUGAAGUAUAAAAGCACUCUACGGUUUAGGAAGAUCCUGAGAUUUGCAUAAAUACAAACAACUCCUUGCCUUUGUCUGGAGCUACCGAGCUGCAUGAAAUCCCAACUGAGAUCUGGGAGGUGAACUGGUUGAUCUUUAUAAAUUAAGGUGUGGUUCCUCACUGAGAAUUCUGAUUUGAGCCAGAAAUUGAAUCAGAACACCCUUUUGACCUGUCUAGCAGAUGCCACAUCCUGUAAAGAACACAGCAGCCAAACACCCUACCCAGACCAGACUGACAGCAGCUGCCCAGUGGCCAAGAAAGAGACUUGUGCAGGUCAGUACAUAAUCCCAGUAAGGAGCUGGCUCAACAGCAAACUAGUUGACUAAAUCUAGCAACAAAUUGAGCUAUCCAUCCAAGACACCUUACCCUGUGAGUGGCAAGCAUACCUGAACAGCCCAUCCAAUGGAGAUGUUGUACCCUAGGAAGAACCAGCCAAGCAGUGAAGUGACUCAUCACUGCUACUAAUGCCCUGCCCUGCAGAGAAUUUCUUGAGGACUCUGGAAAAAGAAAGGACAUGAAAUCCUUUGUAUUCCAGAAUUGUGGAUUUCCUUGGCUACAUAUGUUCUCUCUAUAUAUGUGCCUCACCAUACUGUAUUUUAAGUUCAUGUCUGUUUGUCUCUGUGAAUUUGUGGAAGAGUAAAUCCCAGAUUUUUUUGGGAGAUGUUUUGUAACUACUGUUCUUGCUGUGCCAUUUGAGUAAAUGCUUUAUCUAAAAGCUAA
This is a messenger RNA of Gracilinanus agilis (Agile Gracile Mouse Opossum), 6653 nucleotides long. It is a transcript of the gene TYK2, whose product is annotated as tyrosine kinase 2. Gene Ontology annotation, molecular function: ATP binding; non-membrane spanning protein tyrosine kinase activity; cytokine receptor binding. The coding region runs from base 1 to 3585 and encodes 1194 amino acids. Lineage: Eukaryota; Metazoa; Chordata; Mammalia; Didelphimorphia; Didelphidae. Gene Ontology annotation, cellular component: cytoskeleton; cytosol; membrane. The transcript is spliced from 23 exons. Gene Ontology annotation, biological process: cell differentiation; cytokine-mediated signaling pathway; intracellular signal transduction. The record is from RefSeq and is a predicted model, not a curated record.